CUGGUGACGGUUGAUUUUCAUUCAGGCACAUAACGGUCCUUCUACUUCCAGUUUAUAGUUCACUGUGGGGUCCUGAGAGCGCGCAUUAACAACUGGCAGCAGAACACAAAACCUAUUUUUCUCUCUUUAAAAACUACUGCGAAUCAGAUUUAAAAUGUCCGGAAGAGAAGGAGGCAAAAAGAAGCCCCUGAAGGCGCCCAAGAAACAGAACAAGGAAAUGGAUGAUGAUGAAGUUGCCUUCAAGCAGAAGCAGAAGGAGGAACAGAAGGCGUUGGAAGUGUUGAAGACCAAAGCUUCAGGAAAAGGACCUAUGUGCGGCACUGGCAUCAAGAAAUCUGGCAAGAAGUAACAUGUGAAUCUGACGACGAUGUGUGUGUGCUCCCGGUGUCGCGCCGCUGAGAAGACUCCAUUUUGUUUUGCUAUGUAACUCACAAACCCCCAAUAAAUUAAAGACCUGCUCUAAAUAGUGAACAGGAUGAAUUGAAUAUCAGUACACACUUCUUAACUCUCCAACAGCAUGUAGAGAGUUCCUCAGUCACACACUGACCAACAUCUUUACAUAGAAAUGAAGGCGUGCUGUUUAAGAAAUGUUGGAAAAAUGCUGAUUUCUACCGUAUUUUGUGUCCAUAUGAAACUAAAGCAGAAACACACACAUCACCACCAAGUUGUUAUGUUUUUGUGUUGUAUUGUAAAGAGGGAGAUACUAAUAAAGUUUUUGUAAUAACUA
This is a messenger RNA of Trematomus bernacchii (emerald rockcod), 727 nucleotides long. It is a transcript of the gene tma7, whose product is annotated as translation machinery associated 7 homolog. The coding region runs from base 155 to 349 and encodes 64 amino acids. The transcript has 4 exons. The record is from RefSeq and is a predicted model, not a curated record. NCBI's taxonomy places the organism in Eukaryota, Metazoa, Chordata, Actinopteri, Perciformes, Nototheniidae.